This is a messenger RNA of Helianthus annuus (common sunflower), 342 nucleotides long. RefSeq names its product transmembrane emp24 domain-containing protein p24beta2-like. NCBI's taxonomy places the organism in Eukaryota, Viridiplantae, Streptophyta, Magnoliopsida, Asterales, Asteraceae. The coding region runs from base 16 to 327 and encodes 103 amino acids. The transcript is spliced from 2 exons. The record is from RefSeq and is a predicted model, not a curated record.
AACUACAUACGACUCAUGUUGAGUUCGACUUGUUUCUACUUUGGUCUUCCUUCCCUUCAAUCCCACCUAAAUUCCAAACUCAAAUCACAGAUGAGGAAGUUGUCGGCGGCGGCGGUGGUGGCGGCCGUUCUGGUGGUUCUGACGACGAACAUGGGUGUUGUGUUGGGGAUCAGGUUUGUUAUCGAUAGGGAAGAAUGUUUCUCGCAUAAAGCGGAGUAUGGGUCCACUGUCAGAUAUUCGUUUGUUGUUAUUAAGGUUGAAGGUGCCUGGCAUUAUAAUGAAGAUGGUGUUGAUCUUGUGGUAAUUAUUCUUUUUCUUUUCAUAUGAUUUCAGUUUGAAACC